AUGAAGAAGCAAUUUUUUGAGGAAGAUUGUAGACCAGUUGACACAGAAAAAUACAAAAGGCUACCCUAUUCUCAAAGAGUGCAGAAUCCUAAACAAGAAGAGCAAUUUGAGAGAUUUUUAAAUGUAUUUAAGAAGCUGCAGAUUAAUAUUCCUUUUGCGAAAGCAUUGGAACAAAUGUCAUCUUAUGCCAAGUUCAUGAAGGAGCUACUAUCUAAGAAAAGGAAGUUGGAACAUGACAAGACAGUACCAUUAACUAAACAAUGCAGUGUUAUUCUUAAAAGAAAACUCCCUCAAAAGCUCAAGGAUUUAGAAUCUUUCAGCAUUCCUUGUGAAAUUGGAAAAUGCACUGUGGAAAAAGCUUUAUAUGAUCUAAGGGCAAGCAUUAAUCUCAUGCCUCUAGCUAUCAUAAGGAAGUUGGGAAUAAAAGAAGUGAAACCAACCAACAUUACACUACAAUUAGCUGAUAGAUCUUAUAUAUAUCCAUAUGGAGUUGUAGAAGACUUGUUAGUUAAGAUUGACAAAUUUAUUUUGCUUGCAGAUUUUGUUAUUUUUGAUAUGGAAGUGGAUACGAACAUACUAUUAAUUCUGAGUAGACCAUUUCUUGCAACUGGAAGAGCUCUUAUUGAUGUGAGCUCAUGCUUAAACUACAAGAUGAAAAGGUGA
Molecule: messenger RNA, 663 nt
Organism: Abrus precatorius (Indian licorice)
Lineage: Eukaryota; Viridiplantae; Streptophyta; Magnoliopsida; Fabales; Fabaceae
Exons: 1
Coding region: 1-663 (220 amino acids)
Source: RefSeq, a predicted model, not a curated record